Molecule: messenger RNA, 339 nt
Organism: Cinara cedri
Lineage: Eukaryota; Metazoa; Arthropoda; Insecta; Hemiptera; Aphididae
Source: the annotation of a GenBank genome assembly
AUGCCGAAACAAAAUGUCACUUAUGUCACUCAAAUCAAAAUAUUUGCAACUACUCAAUUAGCAAAGUGCUCGAUGAAUAUGCAGAGCACGGGUAAUCUACUAAAUACAUCACCUCUGACAUCCAGCUACUCGCCAAUGUUACCACCACCCUCUCAACCGUCAGCAAAUUAUUCAAUGACGUCUUCCAUCUAUUUACCACACGUAAAGGAAGAGAGAGGAUACGAUGUGUGUGAAAUGUACGGACCACAAUAUAUCGAAUCGCCGCUGUUAUCGUCGGACAAAGAAGAUUUGGCAGUUUCAAAAAUGGAGUGGGGUUUAAAACAGAAAUUGUUUUCAUAG